This is a messenger RNA of Manduca sexta (tobacco hornworm), 1772 nucleotides long. RefSeq names its product allantoicase-like. Gene Ontology annotation, biological process: allantoin catabolic process. The coding region runs from base 66 to 1172 and encodes 368 amino acids. The record is from RefSeq and is a predicted model, not a curated record. Gene Ontology annotation, molecular function: allantoicase activity. The transcript has 9 exons. NCBI's taxonomy places the organism in Eukaryota, Metazoa, Arthropoda, Insecta, Lepidoptera, Sphingidae.
AGGUACUCAGUAUAGAUAAGGCAGUCGAAGUGUGUCGUGUUUGUAGAACGCUUGUAAGAAACAAGAUGAUUGGUAACGAAACACAGGAUUUCACUAAACUGAGCGAUUUCGCUAGCGUCUCUACGGGUGGUAAAGUACUCUUCGCCACUGAUGACUUCUUCGCUGUCAGCGAAAACUUAAUAGCAGAUUCUGAGCCGAUCUUUAUAGCUGAUAAGUACACCGAGUUUGGGAAAUGGAUGGACGGCUGGGAGACCAGAAGGAAGAGAAUACCUGGUCAUGAUUGGUGCAUCAUCAAGCUGGCCAUCAACUGUGUCAUAAGAGGAUUGUUAGUCGACACAGCGUUCUUUACUGGUAAUAACGCGCCGAAGUUUUCCAUACAAGCAGCUUUGUUGACACCUGAAGAAGAAGAACUAAUACCAGAAAGAAAUGCAACCAUGGGUUCAGCAAGCAGUGACCGCGAUUUGGAGCUGGUAUCGCGACUUCAUUCAGAAAAAUGGAAGGAAAUUGUUCCAAUUACCCCUUUACAACCAGGAUACGAAGAGACACGAAGAAAUUAUGUAAAGGUAACGAGUGAAGAAGCAUGGACCCAUAUUCGGCUGAAUAUUUACCCAGAUGGUGGUAUAGCACGCCUCAGGGUGUAUGGAGAGGCCAGACCUCAAGUCCCACCACCAGAUCAGCUCGUAGAUUUAGUAUCAUUAUUGAAUGGAGGCGUUUGCGAAGGGUACUCCAACGCGCAUUAUGGUCAUCCAAAGAACCUGAUAAAGCCUUUCAAAGGGACUGGAAUGGCAGAUGGAUGGGAGACAGCUAGAAGAAAAGAUAGACCAGAAAUUAUCAGGAGUAAUCCUGAUGGAACUCUACAGUUUACCGGAGAAGAAUGGGCGGUCUUUAAAUUAGGAUUUCCAGGAAGAAUCCAAAAACUAUCUGUAGACACAGCACAUUUCAAAGGAAACUAUCCCUACACAGUGAAGAUUGAAGGGUUAAAUUUGGAAUGUAAUUGGUGUCCAGAAGCAAAAUACGAAUGGCAAAAUAUUUUGAAGCCAAGCAAGCUCUCCGCGAAUAACGAGCACUGGUACGAACGUAAUUCAGAUAUCAUCACGCAUAUACGAGUGACUAUAUCUCCUGAUGGGGGUAUCAGCAGGCUCAGAGCUCUCGGUUACGUCUCCGAGAUUUAAUUUUAUUGAACUCAGAUGAAGGCUUAUCAAACGAGGGUUCAAACUGGCCAGCAUAAUCGUGAGGAUUGGCGAAAGAUAAUCAUCCCUCGUCAGAAGACGCUAUCUCGACCUCACUUCGUAUACCAUCAGGCGCAGUAGGGUCGCUCUCACAUAAUAAUAAUAUAAUAAUAUCAGCCCAGUAUUGGAUACUGUGCCACUCUUGGACGUUCUUACGUGACUGCAAAAAAAAUUAGAUGUGUUAAGUGCUUUCAGGAAAAAAUGUCGGCAUUUUUAAUGAACAUACAUAUGUCAACGACACUACAAUGCUGUUGGUUGGUAGUUAUUGUGCUAAUAUUUUUUUUUGUUUCGUCACUGCUAGAAUUAUUUACUAAAACAAAAUAUCCAUGAAAAAUGUUCACUGUAUAUUACUGAUUUAGAGUUAAAAAAUAUAUUCAAACGUAUCACGUCAAUUUUAGUUAUAAAAAAUAGUUUCGUUUAUAUUGAAAAUACUACGCACUUUACUUUAGACCAAAUUUAUAUAAGCGAUAUUUGACUAACAAAUAUAUUUUUCGUGUAACAAAUAUCAAAGUCAUCAACAAAAACUAAACUUAAUGGCUUCUC